CGAGAGAACAAGGAGUCCAAAUCCCCUCGCUCCACCGUGUUGGAUCUUCCCAUGGUCACUGACGUACGAAACAUUAAGAGCAUGUGGGAGAAAGGGAAUGUGUUCAGCUCACCCGGAAGUGCUGGGAGCACUUUUAAGGAAGCAGCUGUUAUAAAGACGGGCGUGGCAGGCCGCAUCAACGACUGGCUGAAUAAAACCCCAGAGAGCGGCAAGACGUCAGGAGGAAGGCCAACGGACCUGAAACCCGUUGAUGUCACCAACAAGAGGAGUCUAUGGGAAAACAAAGGCGCCACUCCGACAAAGAUGGCAGGCAGAGGAGAGACCAAAUCAGUCGCUAACGGUAUGGGCCACUAAUGUCUUAAAGGAGCCACUGACGCUGGGGACCACGACAAUCCAAGAUUCUACCUUUCGAACAAUUUUUUUUUUUUCCCUAAGAACCAAAUAAUGACCAGAUCCCUCCGAGGAAUGACGCUGAAACUCCUCCUGCGUUUUUGCCAAGUGUAGUACUUUUUGCACGAUGGGUUAGGUUAUGAAAAUACAGGAGGAAAGAGAAAAAAAAAAAAAAAACACGCUGUGAAAUUUGGACAUUUUAGACCCGAAUGAGUUCCCAAUCAGAUUUUUACAUUCCUCCACUUUUUAAGUUCACCCGUUCCAAAUAGACGAGUGAAACCUGAUCUCUCCUCCUCUUACAGAUCACUUUCCAUCUCUCCUUAAUUGUUUUCUUGUUUUUUUCUUUUUUUAAUUUAUAUUUAAAGCGACGGCUUCACACAUCGCUAUUUUAUACUCAGCAGCCACCUGUUCAGGAUAGAAAUGUAAGCACUUCUAGAUUUUAGCAGAUUUCACUUGUAUUAAUUAUGUCUUAACAAUAGCAGAGGAAAGGUCUGAGUAACAUAAGUUAGCACAUGUGACGUUUUGAGUAUCAUUGUAUCAUGUAUAACAUCUCUAUGCUCAUAGAAGGUAUUUUUUGCUUUUAUUUUUAAUUUACGAUGGAAAACUCUUCACCUACAAGACGGUUAAUUGUAAAGGUGAAAGGAGUGCUGAAUAUUCAGAAGGCCAUUAUGACUUAUUAUCCUUUAUGUCAUUUUAAUUUAAGUUUUAAUGUGGUUUAUCAUAUCUGGCUGUUGUUGUUUUUUUAAGGCUUUUGUUGAUCACUUUAUACAGCACUGGGAAAAGGGUUUGCCUCCUUACUGGUUUCUCCUAUUUUUGUUAUUGUUGUUGUCCCACUUAAAUUCCUUACAUAAAAGACAAAUUUAAUAUCAGACAAAGAUAACCUAAAUAAAGUUACAAGAUGAAUUUUCCAAACAGUGAUUUUAUUUUUUAUUUCAUUUGGAGUAAAAAAUCUUACCCAAACCCAUUUGUCCCUAUGGAAACACGUAAUUUUCCAAUUUUUCCCCUCAACAAAAUAAAUCAUCAUUUGAAAACUCCUGUUUUUUAAAAUGUACUCAGGUUAUCAUUGAUAUUAAAACGUUUAAGUGCGACAAAGAGAGUAAAAAAAAAAAAAAAAGGAGUAAGUCUCUAAGGGGGGAAAUCCGUUACUUCAGUGCUGUGAAAAAAAUAAUAAAAAAAAAAUCUUCCUACAUUCCUGUGUGAGAUGCUCGUGGUGCCUUUGCUGCUUUGAAGCUGUGCUACGUACGGAAAACCAAGUUUUGUAUUCUGUCUGUCACAGUAAUCUCUUCCACGCCUCUUCUGCUCGAGCAAUUGUACGAGUUCGCAGUUUAAGGAUAUUUACCACUAUGUAGAAACUCUCGCCUUACGAUUGCAACGAGAACGUCUCCGCCGCAACAGGAGAUGAAAGAAUCGCAACAAAGAUUCUGUGAUUAUUUUUUGAAAUUUUUCUCUGACAUGUUGUCGUGUUGCUCGUCUCGUCAGAGCGGCACAAGCUUUGAUUAGUACAUGAACGGUUUGUCAGGGCAUUAAAUUGAUUAAUGUUACUGCUCAACAGUCUGACAAUCACAUUCCUUUGGCUCCUCAAAAAAGCAGGGAGCUUGACCAAAAUAUUUUAUAGAGUGAAUUAAUGUGACAUUUAUUUUUUUUUAAUACAGUGGUUUUAUUGUGCUGUAUGUUUUUUGGGUUUUUUUACAAUCUUGUGUCCUUUUUUUAUGUUUUUUUUUGUUUUGUUUUGUUUUUUAAGCUUUUCUUUUUCAAUUUUUAACCAGGCACUUGUUUGUGUAGCGCCAAGCCUAUGCAACACACACACAUCUGUACUUGUAUCUUAUUCUGUAUGUCGGUGUCAUGAACGUGGACGGAUGUUUGUAACGUUGUACCAUGGACUGACUCAACUGCAACAAUAAAUUCAUUGAGGUAUUCCA
This is a messenger RNA of Poeciliopsis prolifica (blackstripe livebearer), 2309 nucleotides long. RefSeq names its product caldesmon, smooth muscle-like. Gene Ontology annotation, biological process: actin filament bundle assembly; angiogenesis; muscle contraction. Gene Ontology annotation, molecular function: actin binding; myosin binding; calmodulin binding. The transcript is spliced from 5 exons. The record is from RefSeq and is a predicted model, not a curated record. The annotation marks the transcript as partial. Lineage: Eukaryota; Metazoa; Chordata; Actinopteri; Cyprinodontiformes; Poeciliidae. Gene Ontology annotation, cellular component: actin cytoskeleton.